AUGGGUGAGGGGUGUGCGCCACUGUGGAGGGUUUGGGCUGAGUUUGUGACUUCAGAAGGUUUCAUUCACUCUGUGGGUGUGGCAGGGUGUGAAGGAGUCUGUGUUGCUGAUAUCAUGAGAUUCUUUGCCUCAAUGAGCUCCACCUUCACACUGAACUUUUUUAUGAGCAUUUACCAUGAGAAGCCUGGAGACCUCUGCAACCCAUGUCUCAUUAACAUUAUAAUAAUUUUCCUUUCCGUCUUACUUUUUCCAGGAGGUUUGCUUGGAGCACUGUUUAAUCUCCUCAAUUAUUGGCUAACGAUUUUCAGAAUUAGGUACAUACACCGGCCAUGUCUGCAGGUGAUGGAGGCCAUGCUGGUCGCUGCGGUGACCGCCACGGUUUCUUUUGCCAUGAUCUAUUUCUCCAAUGACUGUCAGCCAUUAGGGGAGGACCACACUGAGGAAUAUCCUCUACAGCUCUUCUGUGCUGAUGGUGAAUAUAACACCAUGGCAACAGCUUCCUUCAACACUCCUGAGCGGAGUGUGAGGAAUCUGUUCCAUAAUUCUCCAGGUUCUUACAACCCCCAGACCCUGGAUCUCUUCACUCUGGUUUAUUUGUUCCUGGCUUUCUGGACGUAUGGCCUGACUGUGUCAACAGGAGUGUUCAUUCCCUCUUUGCUGAUUGGAGCAGCCUGGGGUAGACUCUUCGGAAUUUUCCUGUACAGCAUUUCUUCCAGCCAAUCAAUUUGGGCAGAUCCUGGGAAGUAUGCUCUCAUAGGUGCUGCAGCCCAGCUUGGUGGCAUUGUUCGAAUGACACUCAGUCUCACCGUAAUCCUUGUAGAAGCCACCAGUAACGUGACCUAUGGCUUCCCCAUCAUGCUUGAGUCAUUUUGGUCUCACAUGAACAGGUGAUUUAUCUUUUAAUUGUUUUGUGUUUAGUAGGUGUGUGCAUGCACGUUUGCUUGUUUGUCAGGUUUUCGUUGUUUACAGGGUCUUUAUGAUAUCCAUAUUAAGCCGCAAAGUGUUCCUUUCCUUCACUGGGAGGCUCCUCCUACUUCUCAUUGGUUGACCACCAGGUAAGUCAUGAGCUCUCCGGUCACCUGCUUCAACAGAGUGGAGAAGGUUGGCACCAUAGUGGAUGUUCUUAGCAACACAUCCACCAAUCACAAUGGCUUCCCAGUGGUUGUCCAUACAGUAGAGGUCCAAGAUGAGCCAGGCAAAAUCUGUGGCCUUAUUCUCCGUUCUCAGCUCAUUGUUCUUCUCAAGCAUAAGGUGUUUGUAGAGAGGGCACCUUCACGUCUCAGCCAGAGAAAACUAGCGCUGAAGGACUUUAGAGAUGCAUAUCCACGCUUUCCCCUCCAGUCCAUCCACAUCUCUCAGGACAAGAGAGAGUGCAUGAUGGACCUGACAGAGUUCAUGAACCCAACCCCUUACACUGUGCCUCAGGUCAGUGCCUUGACAAAUUAG
Molecule: messenger RNA, 1446 nt
Organism: Xyrauchen texanus (razorback sucker)
Lineage: Eukaryota; Metazoa; Chordata; Actinopteri; Cypriniformes; Catostomidae
Gene: clcn7
Product: chloride channel 7
Biological process (GO): chloride transport; transmembrane transport
Cellular component (GO): intracellular membrane-bounded organelle; lysosomal membrane
Molecular function (GO): voltage-gated chloride channel activity
Source: RefSeq, a predicted model, not a curated record